CCAAUCAGGAGGCGGCCCGGGAGCAGAAUAAAGCCUGAGGAGGCUCCGUCCAUGUGCAGGCGUGUUUGGAUCCUAGAUGUGCAGCAACAUGAGCGGAACGACGGGUUUUGGGGUUUUAAUGUGCACUUUGGCUGCUCUAUCUUCAGCCAAACCGAGCCUGUUGGAUGAAGAAAGGAACGUUUUUAGCUUCUCCUCCUCUUCGUUCUCCUCCUCCUUUGAAAGUUCAGGUGUCGUCUGUCUCAACGGAGGAAGUUCUGUCCCUGCUCUGAUUUCUGGUGAACACAUGUUCUGUUUGUGUCCCGACGGCUUUGAAGGGAAACGCUGUGAAAAAGUAAAAACCAGUGAGUGCUACGAAGGCGUGGGUUUGUACUACAGAGGAUCAGUUUCCAGAUCAGCCAGUGGACUCUCAUGUGAACGUUGGGAUUCAGAAACCAGACAGACAUAUCUGAGUUCAGACGUCAACGCUGGGAGACACAACUACUGCAGGAAUAUUUACUACAGACGGCGUCCGUGGUGUUACGUCUGGAAACACCAGCAGCUGCAGUGGGAGUAUUGUGAUAUUCCACGAUGCAGCUUUGACUCAUUUCCCGCCACACCUUCCCCUUCACCUGCACCCACCGAGCCAGCACCACCUGCAGACCUGACUUGUGGCCAACGCUCCAGACGAAAGCAGAUGAAGAUCGUGGGUGGAACAGUUGCCACUGUGGAAUCCCACCCGUGGGUUGCCGCCAUAUUCUGGCGUAGCAAAUCCAAGGAGAAGGUUUUCCGCUGCGGGGGAAGUUUGAUCUCCGGUUGUUGGGUCCUCACAGCUGCCCACUGCUUCCCCGACGGCUCUGACAGUAAACUGCGACGUUUCUCCGUCAUCCUGGGAAAAAACGCCCUGAACGAGAGCGAUCCGGCUGUGGAACAAACGUUUAGGGUGAAAGAACUCCACAUCCAUGAAAGGUUCGACAACAGUGAGGGAAACUUCAACAAUGACAUCGCCCUGCUCAAGCUGAAGGCCCAACGAGGUCAAUGUGCCGAGGAGUCCAACUCAGUAAGAACCGUCUGCCUGCCGCCGCCUCACCAGAACCUCCAGCCUGGAAUCACCUGUGAGAUCGCUGGAUAUGGAAAAGAGAACUAUGGUUUGUGGUAUAAGUCUCAGUAUCUCAGGGAGGCCCAGGUGAACCUCAUCGCUGACGAUGUGUGUCGAGAAAAGGAUUAUUAUGGAAACAUGAUAACUGACAACAUGUUUUGCGCCGGGCGUCCCGACUGGAGCCAGGAUGCCUGCGAGGGCGACUCAGGAGGACCUCUGGUGUGCGAAGCCGGCGACAAGUUCUUCCUGUUCGGGGUCAUCAGUUGGGGCGACGGCUGUGCGAAGGAGCGUCGACCAGGCGUUUAUACCAGAGUGAACAACUACAACAGCUGGAUCGCAGAAAAGACAGGCCUGACUUCCAUCACUGCUGGAACCAUGUUCCCUCAGAAAUGACUCUGAGCUGACAUUAGCUUCUGUUUUCACAUUUUGCUGGUGACGUUAAGGGGAAAAAUUGGCAAAAAUAAUAAGUAGUUUUAAAGCAAAUCCCACAAAAAAAAAAAAAAAUUAGCAAUGAUUGUAGCAUACGAACAAGCACAUAGAGAAUAUAAAUGCUAGAACUGCAACUAUACAUCAAUUAGUUGUCCAUUUUUAAAUUAAUCACCAACUAUUUUAAUAAUUUAUUCAUUGCUUUGAACAAUUUCUUCGAAGAAAAAAACAACAAAAUUCUGCUAAUGAAGCUUACAUUAUGUUUGGCAUCAUUGUGGAUGAUAUUGUUUUGGAUCAGCUAAAGAGACUUUGAACUGUACAAAUUGUUUUGACUAAUGCACAUGUUCAUAUUGCACCGUCAGUGCAGAAAUUAUAUAUCAAGCAGCCUGUGUAAACACAGUAUCAUGCAUAUAAUGCAGCUUUGUCCCUGCUGUGAGGACUUUAAGUUGUUCUGUGGUAGCUGGUAUUUGGUGCACAAACUAUUAAGCUACUAAUUUUUGUAUGUUACAGAGUCAAAUGUUUGGACACACCUGCUCAUUCAAUGGUUUUUCUUUCUUUUUUUUAAACAGUUUUCUUCACUGUAGAACCAAAACACAACAGAACCGCUGAGCCAAAUAAGCAAAUAAUUCUCCAACUGUGGAGGCUGCAGUUUCAGGACCACAACUAUAGGCACCACUACCAAAUUUGCUUAUUGUUAAUGUGUGCAACUCAAAGUUCUAAAGUUUUUCUCCACCCUACAAACUACUUUCUGUGCAAAUACUUAUAGUUUGGAAGGUAUAUUUCACCCAGAGCAUUACUUUCUGCCCAAAUACUUGUAGUUCUAACAGUUCAUUCCACUCACUGUGUCCAAGUACUUAAAAUUUUAACAGUUUAUUCCACUCAAAUAGUACUUUCUUACUGUCGAGUUAUGGUUUAGACUCACUCUGUACUACUUAAAAUUUUAAUCGUUUAUUCCACCUUAACUAUCACUUUUGAUCCAAGUACUUAAAUGUUUUAAAGCUUUAUUCUACUAAAAAAAAAUACUGAUUUUUGCUGAAGUAUUUAUAGGUGUAAAGGUUUACACUGCCAAAAGACUAUUUUCUGUCCAAUGAAUCUAUUGUUUUAAACAUUUAUUCCACCCAAAAUACUACUUUCUGUCAAAGUACUUACAGUUUUGAUAGUAUACUCCAUCCAAAAUACUAUUUUUGAUCCAAGUAUUUAUAGUCUUAAAGCUUUAUUCCACUCAAAAAUACAGAAAAAAAAUUUAUAGUUUCAAAGGUUUACACUGUCAAAAUACCACUUUCUGUCCAAAGAAUCUAUUGUUUUAAAAGUUUGUUUCACGCAAAACCCUGUUUUUUUGUUGGGGUACUUAUAGAUUUAAAGGUUUAUACUGCUGAAAUACUACUGUCUGUCCAAGUACUUACAGUUUUUUAAAAAAAAAUUACACCAAAAUACUAUAUUUUUUAUUGAAGUAUUUAUAGUUUUAAAGGUGUUAUCCAUCCAAAAUGCUAAUUCCUAACAAGCAAGUUAUAGUUUUAAAGGUUUAUUCCACUCAAACAUAGUUAAUAGUUGUAGCUGUACAAAGUUAAUAAUUUCUUUUAUCAGUGUUUGAACUAGAAAACUAGAAAAACUGGCCCCCCUUUUGAGUAAACAAGUUCAUGAAAAACAAAGGUCUCAGAAAUGUGGUCCUCUACUGUAGACACAUUAGUAAAUCAACUGAAGAGAAACAAUAAUCCAUCAUUAUUUUAAUACAUGAAGGUCAAAUCAGUCCAGAACAUUUCAGGAGAGUUUCUCCAGAAAGCACCAAAAUGUGUGAAGAAGCUGCAGGAAAGGAAGAAGAAGAAGUCCUUUUAAUUCAGAAAUCACCAACAGACAGUAGCUCAGAUUGAGCUGCAUCCAAAUGUUUCAAACAUUAGUCCUGUUUUUUUAUGUUUCUGUAGAUUAUUUUUGUGGAUUGUCUUCAUUUUAUUGUUUUCUGAUAAGUGAAUAAACAUUUAUUUUCUAUUGA
This is a messenger RNA of Amphiprion ocellaris (clown anemonefish), 3488 nucleotides long. RefSeq names its product plasminogen activator, urokinase b (gene plaub). The transcript has 11 exons. Gene Ontology annotation, molecular function: serine-type endopeptidase activity. The record is from RefSeq and is a predicted model, not a curated record. Gene Ontology annotation, biological process: regulation of cell adhesion mediated by integrin; plasminogen activation. NCBI's taxonomy places the organism in Eukaryota, Metazoa, Chordata, Actinopteri, Pomacentridae. Bases 77 to 1468 code for a protein of 463 amino acids.